Oikopleura dioica is the source of this 585-nucleotide messenger RNA. Lineage: Eukaryota; Metazoa; Chordata; Appendicularia; Copelata; Oikopleuridae. The record is from the annotation of a GenBank genome assembly.
AUGAGAUUUUUACUUUUUGGAAUUGCUCUUGCGGAGAUUCCUAAGGGAGUCGUCAGGAAUUACACUUAUGAUGACCUAGAGAAACUUGGAUUCCGUCAAAAAUACACGCAGCUGUUUUACGACUCGUACCUCAUCAAAAAGAUCACUCCCUUGGUUGAAUCUUCAUGGAUGUUCCUUGGCUGCCGCGAAACCAACUCGACAACCAUCAAACUCGGUCAUUUUUCACCAACAGAGACAUUUUUUGAGUCUCAAGAUCUCCCGUCACAAGAAACUUUUACUGGACGCCUCGUGAAUGGGGCCUUUACUUACUACAGCAAAGAUCUUCCGUCAGAACCGCUUGGUUUUUCUGGUGCACCAGAGAUUUACCUUUACAAUAUCGACACGUAUGACUGCACUAUCCAGAAUGAUGACAAAAACUGUACUUAUGAGAACAUGGACUGGCAUCGAAUGACCGUCCAUUCAAACUACCCUUACGGAACCGGUUGGCGAUGCGGAGAAGUAACACAACAAAACUACCAGUCUCCUGUUCCAUUUUACGAUUUUCUGUACGAUUACUCGAUUGAAGUCUGGUUUCUGCCUAAAUAA